AUGUCUGGCAAGGAGAUGGAAUACACACGCCUUGGAAAAUCAGGGCUGAAGAUCUCCAAGAUCGUUCUAGGCACCAUGGGCUUUGGUAGCAAUGAUUGGCAGGACUGGGUCCUGGAUGAGGAGGAGUCAUUGAACGUGAUUGAGCACGCCUACAAGCGGGGCAUCAACACCUGGGACACAGCGGAUGUCUACUCCCACGGUCGCUCGGAGGAAGUUGUCGGCAAGGCCCUCAAGAAGUUCGAUAUUUCCCGCAACCGCGUAGUUAUCAUGACCAAGUGCUUCUACGGUGUUGAUGACGAGGGCCAGUUCCCUCCCAUCUGGAAAUCUGCGCGCAACGAUGGUGACUAUGUCAACCGUGUCGGCCUGUCUCGCAAGCAUAUCUUCGAUGCGGUUGAUGCUAGCGUCCAGCGCCUCGGUACCUACAUCGAUGUGCUCCAGAUUCACCGUUUAGACCGUGAAACCCCUCGCGAAGAGAUCAUGAAGGCACUAAACGAUGUGAUCGAAAGCGGCAAGGUUCGCUAUAUCGGCGCUAGUUCGAUGGCGGCUUGGGAGUUCCAGACUCUGCAGAACAUCGCCGCCCGCAACGGCUGGCACCAGUUCAUCAGCAUGCAGAACUACCACAACCUGAUUGCCCGCGAAGAGGAGCGCGAGAUGAUUCCCUACUGUCUCGACAGCGGUGUUGGGCUCAUCCCUUGGUCUCCCAUGGCCCGUGGCGUGCUCACGCGGCCGUGGGGCUCGCGCUCUACCGUGCGCGAGAACACGGACGGUGCUCUUAAGGUGUUGAUCCGCAAUCGAGAGACGGAGGCGGAUAAGGCGAUUGUGGAUCGUGUGGAGGAACUGGCGGGUAAGAAGGGAGUGAGCAUGGCGCAGAUUGCCCUGGCCUGGUCUCUGAGUCACCAGAAUGAGUGCCCCAUCGUGGGUUUGCACAGUGUGGAGCGCGUUGAUGAGGCAGUUGCCAGUCUGAAAAUUCAGUUGAGUUCUGAGGAGAUCCAGUAUUUGGAGGAGCCGUACGUUCCCAAGACAAUUGCUGCGUUGGAGCGGUAA
Molecule: messenger RNA, 1044 nt
Organism: Penicillium daleae
Lineage: Eukaryota; Fungi; Ascomycota; Eurotiomycetes; Eurotiales; Aspergillaceae
Product: aldo/keto reductase
Exons: 4
Coding region: 1-1044 (347 amino acids)
Source: RefSeq, a predicted model, not a curated record